GGCAAGUGAAGCCCAGAAGCUUUGACAUCACACUAAGCUCCUCCUUGCACGCACACAUUAUACACACACACAAACAUAUACAGACACUCAUACACACACACACACGGACCGCGUAACUCCACUCUUCUCACUCGCUCCCAUUCUCCCUGAGCCGACCCCUCCCGCGGCAAGUGUGUGUCUCGGCACAGCCAUCAGCCAGGCCAGGAGCGCACGCCAGCUGCCCCAGCGAACCGGCGCGCAGUGGGGGCGGCCGCCAGGGCUGCGGCCGGACCCGCUCACCCCGGCGCUCGGCUGCGGCGGCUGGGACACUCCGCCUGCGAGCGGCCGCGCCCGCCCCCGCCGGGGCCGGAGCGGGCAGAGCUGCCACCCCGCACGCUCCUGGGCCCCCUGCCACCCCAUGAGAGAAGAAGCCGGCCGAAGGAGCAGGACGCUUGGCAGCUGGACUCCUCCGCAAGCCGAAGCGCCCCCUCCUUUCUCACCCCCAGCGCUCCCGAGAAGCAAGAUGCAACCGCCGCGCUUCGGCUAAGAGGCGAAGGGGCCGGCGCCACCCGCUCGCCCGGAAUCUGGUCCCCGAGGCGGCUGCGCGUCCCAGCCGCGGCCCCACGGGCCCGGGAGUGAGCAGUAGCAGCAGCAGCUGGAGAAGCGGCCGGCCCGGGGUUGGCCCGGGCUGGGGAGGAGGGACGGGGCGGGAGGAGGGCGCGGGGGGCGGGGAGGGGGCCCCGGCGGAUAAAGAUGGCAAUGUCUCUCAUCCAAGCGUGCCGCAGUCUGGCUCUCUCAACAUGGCUGCUUUCCUUUUGUUUCGUGCAUCUGCUCUGCCUGGACUUCACCGUGGCCGAGAAGGAGGAAUGGUAUACCGCCUUCGUGAACAUCACCUACGCCGAACCCGCGCCGGACCCCGGGGCCGGGGCUGCGGGCGGCGGCGGCGCCGAGCUGCACACGGAGAAGACCGAGUGCGGGCGCUACGGGGAGCACUCGCCCAAGCAGGACGCCCGCGGGGAGGUGGUCAUGGCCAGCUCGGCCCACGAUCGCCUGGCUUGCGACCCCAACACCAAGUUCGCCGCGCCGACCCACGGCAAGAACUGGAUAGCCCUCAUCCCCAAGGGCAACUGCACGUACAGGGAUAAGAUCCGGAACGCGUUCCUGCAGAACGCCUCCGCUGUGGUUAUCUUCAACGCGGGCUCCAACACCAACGAGACCAUCACCAUGCCCCACGCAGGUGUCGAAGACAUCGUGGCCAUUAUGAUUCCUGAGCCAAAGGGGAAGGAGAUCGUGAGCCUGCUGGAAAGGAACGUCACCGUGACCAUGUACAUCACCAUUGGGACCCGGAACUUGCAGAAAUAUGUGAGCCGUACUUCGGUUGUGUUCGUCUCCAUCUCCUUCAUUGUCCUGAUGAUCAUUUCCCUCGCAUGGCUGGUCUUUUAUUAUAUCCAGAGGUUUCGAUAUGCAAAUGCCAGGGACAGGAACCAGCGCCGACUGGGAGAUGCAGCAAAGAAAGCCAUCAGCAAGCUCCAGGUCAGGACCAUCAAGAAGGGUGACAAGGAAACAGAGCCGGAUUUUGACAACUGUGCAGUUUGUAUUGAAGGAUACAAGCCCAACGACGUGGUCAGGAUCCUGCCCUGCCGGCAUCUUUUCCACAAGUCCUGUGUUGACCCCUGGCUUCUAGACCAUCGCACCUGCCCCAUGUGCAAGAUGAACAUUCUUAAAGCCCUAGGGAUCCCGCCCAAUGCUGACUGCAUGGACGACCUACCCACUGACUUCGAGGGCUCUCUGGGGGGUCCACCAACCAACCAGAUCACAGGCGCAAGCGACACAACAGUGAACGAAAGUUCAGUCACCUUGGACCCUGCUGUCCGGACUGUGGGAGCCCUGCAGGUGGUCCAGGAUGCAGACCCCACGCCCCAGGAGGGAGAAGCCAUCUUCACCACCAACAGUGAGCAGGAGCCGGCUGGAAGCAGCGACUCUGACAUCUCCUUGAUUAUGGCAAUGGAGGUGGGACUGUCCGAUGUAGAACUUUCCACCGACCAAGACUGCGAAGAGGUGAAAUCUUGAAAUGGCGGACAUAGAAAAGAGGAGGUAGUAGGACCUAAGGGGAUGAGUGCUCCCAUACGUGGACCGGGCACACACCUUCAGACACUCGGCAACCCCAGGGCGCUCUGCUCCGUCCAAGAAUGAUAACGAAAGCAAUACCCAAAGUCUCCUUAAUCAGGAUGCUGUUGCAUCUCCAGGACAGUCUUUGUCCUUGAUUGACAGUGUGGAAGUUGAAGGCUGAUUCUUCCCUCCCGUGUCCUUGUAGGCGUACACUUCAAAAGCUCCUAAAGUAGAGAACGAAAGGAAACCUUUAGGGUUUCUUAGUUUUAAUUCAAUUUUUCCAAGUCUUAUUGUCCUUGUUUUUCAAAGAUUGAUUUCUUUGGUGAUUUCUUUGUAAAGACUGUGUGUAGUUUACAUCUACUCGGGUGUUUUGUUUUUGUUUUGUUGUUUUUUUCCCUUUGAUUCACUCCAGCUCUCAUGAAGAGAAGCACCAGUUUGGAAGCACCAGUUCCUGUUAGGACUGGUUGCUAUUACAUCCCUGAGACUUCUGGUCUCGACCUCUCAGCAUGAACUGUGCAUGGCUUUGAGAAGUGCCUCAGCACCCGGAAACAGCAGGAGGCCAGCUUUCUUAAGAAUCUAAAUUCUUUUAAGUGGGUCUUGAAAAUCCCAGCUGCCAGAGACCCCCCAACACUAAGUUCUAACUCUGCUGAAGUCGCUGCUCACUAUUUUAGGGAACAUCACAGUGGCCCCCACUUUCUGGGUUCUGCCAAGGGCCAUAUGAGAAAGGGGCUCCAUGGAGGUACACCCAGGGUUUAGAGUCUUUGGCUGAAAUUCUGAAAUCAGAAGUCCCCUCCAAGGCAUGCAGCUGCUUAUGAGACUGCAGACCUAAAUUGAAAACCCAAGACCACGCAUUCUUUCCAUUGAAACCAAAAUGCCCUUUGUACUGGUUUCCCCAAGGUUAGAGCAAGCAGUCAGCUCCUUAGGUGGGUUCUGCAGGGGAUGGAAGCUUUAGAAAAAACUCAAUCAUCUUUAAGCCCAGUGGUCAAUACAGUGGGGGGCUGCAGUAGCACCUGGAUUGUACCUUACUGCCUAUACCCUUCUGUUAACCUCACCAGACCACAUGGAAGGAUUGAGGAGAAUCCUCAGUAGAUAACCUUCCCAGGGGUCCCCUGAGAGCAUGCAGAUACCAAGUAAGGAAUGAGGUGUCCCUUGAUAAAUCAUUUGAACCAAAAAAGUACUGCAUAGGAAUUUGCUAAAUCAAGCUAAUCCUGAUUAAGAAAGACAAAUAAAUGGGAGAGAAAAAAGGGGUAUCCAAUGAGUUCUAAAAUCCACCUGUGUUUUUAAAAUGUUUGCUUCUUCUUUUUUUUUUUGUAACUAUGAUAGAAAUGUGCUAUUUUUCCAGUGGGUGAUUUUGUAACGUAUUCAGACUAUCCAUAAUGCAGAGAUGACAGGCAGUGACCUGUGUCCCCAGACAAUCAGAUGGGCCACCUUAUCAUCUCUAAGCAACUGACAAUGUCCAUGCUGCUGCUUAGACUAGCUACAAAGGAGAGCUUUUUCUCACUGAGCUGUAUUUUCCUAUCGAUGAGAGCUUUUACACCUCAUUGUGCUACCACUCACUGAAACACAGAACGUGGUCCUGCUGUCCACCCUCGCUGUCGGCUUCAGUGUGGAGUGCAGGUGGAGGAAUACCUGCCCUCCUUUUUCCACCACCUUUAAUGAUUUUCCAUCUGGUGGUUUCUAAGUAGGCAGCAAGCAGGGAAAAUGAUGCCCACCUUCAGGCAGGCAUAUGUCCCUAUAUUUUAUUUAACCCAACACUUCCUGUUGUAAAAGGCAGCCUCUAGGGGUAGGGAAAGCAGGCAGGAAGAAAUGAGGAGAGCGCCAACUCAGGGGACAGGAGUCCUUGACCAGCUACCCCCUUGUGAGGCCCUGGCUACUCCACCUGUUGAGUGAAGAGUGUUGCGGGAUAAUUCCCAAAGCUCCUUCCAGCUUUAGGAUCCCAUUGAGUACUUGGCCAGUGGGAUCCAUUUUUAGCUAUGUCUUUAAGCAACUAGGCUUUAUAGCUAGGGAAGACAUAGUGACUUGUCACAUGUAAUAACAGCCUUUGAGAUUGGGUACUCCUGUGUGGUUGAGAAAAAGGUAUAAAUGGUAUAAGUUUCAAAACCAAGAGAAGUUGGUUUGUUCUGCCUCGUUCCGGAACUAUUGCUAGUCACAUAGUUCUCAAUCUCUGGAUACCUUUGAAGCCUCAUUCUCCCUGUGGAAUUCCUAAUCUCAGUGAUGUUUAUUUUUCUUUUUCGACCUGCAUCACCUGUUCUUCUGUCAGUAAGCUGUGCCCGCAAAACUUUGGUAUUAACUUAAAUAUAGAGGAAUUAGGGUAGGUCAGCAACAACAGGAAUAUUACUGUAUUCUAUACCCAGAGAGAAAAUGACCUUAGCCUGUAUAGUCCUCUGAUGAGUAUUUUCUCUUCCUACCAAUGAUCAGGUAAAUCAAAAUUUGGUUGCAUAUGCAAUUCCUGGCUACAGCCACCCCUACAGAAUAGGGGUGGAUGAUAUGGGAACCCAGAAGCCCAUCCAAGGCUUGUGGGUCCAACCUCUAAGAGAUUCUGCUGCAAACACCCCAAGCCUGUGAGAUUUUCCAAUUAUCAGAAGGUUUUGAAGGGCUUUCCCUGUGGUCUUGGUAAUUAAAAAAAAAAAAAAAUUUAACCAGAAAAUUUGUCUUUCAAAAGAAAUGACAAAAGUCCUUGCUGGUAGCCUUCUUUACUGCCUCCCCCAAAUA
Messenger RNA from Ictidomys tridecemlineatus (thirteen-lined ground squirrel), 4800 nucleotides. It is a transcript of the gene Rnf150, whose product is annotated as ring finger protein 150. The record is from RefSeq and is a predicted model, not a curated record. Lineage: Eukaryota; Metazoa; Chordata; Mammalia; Rodentia; Sciuridae.